Messenger RNA from Grammomys surdaster, 1748 nucleotides. It is a transcript of the gene CUNH1orf74, whose product is annotated as chromosome unknown C1orf74 homolog. The record is from RefSeq and is a predicted model, not a curated record. Bases 253 to 1044 code for a protein of 263 amino acids. The transcript is spliced from 2 exons. NCBI's taxonomy places the organism in Eukaryota, Metazoa, Chordata, Mammalia, Rodentia, Muridae.
CACAGUGCUGUUUUUGGGGCGUGGGAGAGUGCUGGUUUCCUGGCCGCUGGAGGGCAGCCGGAAGGACUUCCUGCGCCCCCGAACCCGCGAAGAAAUGCAAGCCCAGUGUUUUGAGGCAGAGGGUUUCUUUUUGUAACUAGUCUAAAAUGAUCCAACGCGUGGGAUCUUUCUCAAGUGUUGGAAGCCAAACUGUGUGUGACUCAGGGAAGGGAACUGUGGCAAGCUAAGGAGGCCACGUAACUUCCAGAUCUCAUGUCACCACCAAGCCCUCAGCUGCUGGUGGCAGCUGCUCAGCAGACUCUGGGCAUGGGAAAGAGGAAAAGCCCACCUCGAGCUACCUGCCUUCACCUGGCAGGAGAGGUGCUGGCUGUGGCCCGCGGGCUGAAGCCAGCUGUACUCUAUGAUUGCAGCUCUGCAGGAGGAUUAGCGCUCCAAAGCUAUCUGGAGGAACUACAGCGGCUGGGAGUCCUGAAGCCAGGACUUCAUAUUCUUGAGAUUGAAGAGAAUAACCUCAUCGUGAGUCCUGAGCAUGUCUGUUGGCAUUUGGAACAGACACUGCUUGGUACCGUAGCUUUCGUGGAUGUUUCCUGCACCCAGCCUCAUCCUUCUGUCCGGUCGUUGGACCAGCUUCCGACCUUGAAAUCUCUCAUAGCUGACAUCAUCACACGUUUUCAAGGACUGCAGAAAGAUGUGUCUCCGGGAGUCUCCUACAGCAAGCUGCAUUCCUCAGACUGGAAUCUUUGCACUGUAUUUGGGGUACUCCUGGGCUAUCCUGUCUCUUACACAUUUGACCUGAACCAUGGAGAUGGCAACUGCUUAGCCAUGACUCCCCUGCGGGUGUUUACUGCCCAGAUUUCAUGGCUGCCUGGCCAACCUCCAAUUCUGCUGUACUCCUUUAGUGUUCCAGAGAGUUUGUUCCCAGACCUGAGGGACUUUCUAAGUGCCUGGGAGAAGGAACUCAGAACCCGCUUUAGGACUCAGAAUGCCUUUGCUGACCUCAGUGUCUCCUCUGAGGUGAUUACACUUCGUGCUGUGGCCCUCUGAGUUAACUCUGCCGGUUGAGAAGGUAUCAGUGAGUGGUUAUCUCUGCGUGGAAGAUGUCAAUUACGAUCAUUCUGAGUGUCCCGGGAAGAAUGUUGUGCAAUCAGUGACCACAUAUGUGAACAGGGACUGUUGUUGGCGCCAGUAGUAUGAUUUCCACCGUUGUAUUAGGAGUUCCUAGGUCCUUAGCAGAGGAGCCUGUUUGUUUUUCAUUGAAUAAGAGAUAGAAGAACAGGAAAAGGAGUGUUGUGGAGACUUAAGCAGUGUACCCUUGGAUGGUGGCCAUGCCCCUAGUGGACGGUAACUUGGAGGGAAGGAGAGUGACUGGGUAAUUUGCAUGUUUGUGGAACUCUAACUGAAUUAGGGUAUGAGACAGUGAUGUUCAAGGGUCACACUUGUGGUUUAUUUCUCAGGAAUACAUAGUUCUAAAGAGUUUUGUGAAAUAAGGUUUAUUUACAGCGUGGUUGUUAGUAUUCUGUCUAAACUCUGCCCCACAGUUACCUGGAGACAGCCAGGUAGGUCUGGCCCACUAUAAAAGGGGCUGCUUGCCCCCUCCUCUCUCUCUCUCUCUCUUGCUCUCUCGCUCUUACUCUUCCCUUCUUGUUCCCACUCUUUCCCCAUUCCCUGCCCCCCCCCACGUGCUCAUGACUGGCCUCUACUUCUCUCCCUCCCUCUCCCCCUGCACCCUCCCUCCACCCUCCUGCCUU